Messenger RNA from Paecilomyces variotii, 1008 nucleotides. RefSeq lists its product as hypothetical. NCBI's taxonomy places the organism in Eukaryota, Fungi, Ascomycota, Eurotiomycetes, Eurotiales, Thermoascaceae. The record is from RefSeq and is a predicted model, not a curated record. Gene Ontology annotation, molecular function: ubiquitin-protein transferase activity. Gene Ontology annotation, cellular component: SUMO-targeted ubiquitin ligase complex. The transcript is spliced from 2 exons. Bases 1 to 1008 code for a protein of 335 amino acids.
AUGUCCGAAUCUCAUGGUCGACGAAGCCAGACUCCCCGGGACCGUCAUGGCGAAGCAUCCUCUUCGACCCCUCACCGUCCAACUUCCCGCCUCACCCUUCCCCCAUUGCCACAGAUGAGAUAUCCAGGGGAUGGUCUCGACUAUCGGCGGCCGGUCAUGUCGAGCCCUCAGCCAACGGAAGAUGUGAUAGAUUUGACAAAUGAGCCUGAUUCACCCCCUUCUCGGCGGUCUCGCCACCAAGGCCCUGCACGACCAGGGGGGAGCUCCAGGCCUCCUCGUUUCGGGAGGAAUAUCAUGGCAGAUGUCGUAGAUCUGGAGGAAGAGACUGAACCUUCUCCCCAAGGAGAUCCUCCGAGUAGCCCUGAGGUGCAGUUUGUGAGAGCUACAGUGCGGCCGCAACCGCCACCUAGAGCCAGUUCGGGUUUCAUGGGUCGUUCGAAUCUUUUCGAUAUCAUGCGAUUACGAUCGUCUCAAUUACCGUCAUUUAACGCACUGUCUCGAGAGGAAGCAUUUCGUCAUGAGGUUGCGCUACGAGCACGGAAUCUAGCUCGGCCGGUACCGCACGGAGUUGAGACAUUCUGGAUAGGAGAUGCACCAAAUGAAGGAAUCGAUCUUACAGUGGAUCUAGAUGUGGAUGUUCCACUGGGUAUGGACUAUCAUCUAGCAGGGUUUACGGUGGAAAAUCCGUCGCAACCAGUGUCUUCUUACAAGCCUCCUACUCCGCCCCCAGAAGGUUUCACGAGGUCGGCACAAGAGGACGAAAUGGUGGUCUGCCCCAACUGUGGUGAUGAGCUGGGCACUGGUGACGAGACCAAACAACAAAUUUGGGUGGCAAAGCCCUGUGGACAUGUUUACUGCGGUACAUGCGCCAAAUAUCGGUCGUUAUCUAAAUCUAAGAAGGCUCUGCAAUCGUCCCAUACAAAGACGAAACCAUUUUCGAAAUGCCAGGUCGAGGACUGCGGCAAGCCCGUUAGCGCGUCCAAGGCUAUGUUCCAAAUCUACAUGUGA